Molecule: messenger RNA, 786 nt
Organism: Ixodes scapularis (black-legged tick)
Lineage: Eukaryota; Metazoa; Arthropoda; Arachnida; Ixodida; Ixodidae
Product: signal-regulatory protein beta-2-like
Exons: 5
Source: RefSeq, a predicted model, not a curated record
UAUUCUUUUUCUCUUCGUCUUCAUUGUUUAUUAAUUUCAGGAACGCUGAUGACUGCGACGUCGCUGAAGCUCCUCGACGUUCAGAUACCACGGACAGUCGAAGAGGGCGAAGCGGUUCGGCUGAGCUGCGAUUAUGACCUGGAGGGAGAAAUUCCCUACUUGACCACGUGGACCAAGAACGGCGUGGUGUUCUACCAAUACACUCAAUCAGGCGGAAAGCUCUUCCCGUUGUCCGGAGCUGAUCUUAACCUGCAAUACAGUAGCGCGACAUCCGUGCUAUUCGAGAACGUGACCAAGGCGUUCGAAGGACAGUACGUAUGCGAAGUUUUUACCGCAGCGCCACAUUUCCACGUCGUCCGAGGAAGCGGUCCAAUCAGCGUCGCCGAGAAAGGAGACGCCACGAGUACGGGUGACGUUCAGCUCCUCGGUCUGGAUGUGCCGGCGUACGCCGUGUCGGGAAGAAGCGCCAGCUUGCGCUGCCGCUUCAGGCUCGGGGACUCCCCACUCUACUCCGUCAAGUGGUACAAAGGAACUCGCGAGUUCUUCCGCUACGUCCCGAGCGAGAACCCACCCAAGAAAUAUUUUAUACUGAGCGGCAUUACGGUAAACGUUGCGGAAAGUGACCAGUCGUCGGUGCUUCUGGAAUAUCUGACUUUGAACGACGGGGGAACAUACCGAUGCGAGGUCUCCGCUGACGCUCCUUCCUUUGAGGUUCUGACCGGCGAAGGGAUCCUUAACGUGACAGGUAAAUACGCAAAACUUUCAUUUAUAAAACCACUCAAAUAG